This is a messenger RNA of Cokeromyces recurvatus, 1314 nucleotides long. RefSeq lists its product as uncharacterized. The coding region runs from base 99 to 1124 and encodes 341 amino acids. The transcript has 3 exons. The record is from RefSeq and is a predicted model, not a curated record. Lineage: Eukaryota; Fungi; Mucoromycota; Mucoromycetes; Mucorales; Mucoraceae.
GUAACAUGUUCUUAAAGCGAUCAUAAUAAUAGUUAUUGAAUCCAUUAGGGUUUUUAUAUAUCUUCUUUCUUCAACUACUCCUUUGACAACAACAAAAAAUGCACUCUAAUUAUGAUUACGAAAUACAUAAUGAUAGUGAUAUAGACGAUCAUUCAGAGAAAGAUUCACUUCCAAAAGCAUGGAGUGAUCUUAUUGAUCCAGAGUAUAAAUUAAAAUCUGAUGGAAUUGGAUCAGGGAACUUACAUAGAAAAGGACGUAAUUAUAAACCUGUAUCAGAAGAUAUUAUACUUAAUCAUCGUCAACAUAAUGCGCCCAUAAGGAGAUCAAGAGUAGCAAUUAAAGAACAUAAAAGAUUAAUAAAGCCAUCAAGUAAUGCUUAUAUAUCUUCGACUAUUAAUACAAGAGAUACGCAUAUAAGGUCAUCAAUCAAUCUUGAAAAUGAAUUUUCAAAUUCACGUUGGGGAGCACAACCAUUGACUUCAACUCCCUUUUGGGAAGAGAACAAGCAAACUAAUGAAAAAAAAGAUACAAUGAUAAAUUCAAACUCUAAAGAAGAAUCUUCAUCUACUGUAUUUAAUCCUUUAUAUCAUCAUAAUAAUAUAUGGAAACCCCUAUCCAGAGAAGAAAAUCCUAAUUUGAACUUCGAUAAAAACCAGUCUUCAAGCGAAAGAAAUGUAACAAAACCUAUUCGUGGUUUAUUGAAUACGUUAGCUAUACAUAAACAUCUUAAUUUGCCAACAACGACUUUAAAUCUUCAAAAAAAAAGUCCUUACUAUUGUACUAAUCAAGAUAAUAAUACUAUGUCAUUAAAUCCUAAACCACCAGAGAUAGUAAGAAGGGAUCAAACAAAUAACGAUAUAAAUGUCUUAUCUGAUUAUCUCGGAAACUCUCUUGAACCUAGCACAGAUCAUGAUCAUUUUCCUGCUCCUUUUUUAAAAAUUAAUAUUGAAUUCGCACCUGGUUUAAGUUCAAUGCUCUUAGUGUAUAGAGAUUCAAAUGCCAAAGAUUUGGUUGACACUUUUAUUCAAAAACAUAGACUAGAAUUAUCCAAUACUGCUAAAAAUAAUAUCAUCAAAAGUAUUCAUUUUUUAAUAGAAAAAAGGAGAAUAGAGUUGAUUCCUUAAUGGAGAGUAAAGAAGUUAAAUAAAUGCAAAUUAAAUUAUUAUUCUUGGUAGUUUCCUUCCUCCCCCCCUUUUUUUAUCUAUUCAAAGAAUGAAAGCUAAAUCAUAUUCUUAUAAUUUGUCAACUACUGUCCUUAACUUGAAAUUUAUAUACAAGCCAUAAAUACACUCGUAUGUCUUUUUAUUAUCAUUU